AUGGAUCCUACUGACUCCAGCUCGAAGGGGCCAACUCUAAAAACCGAAAAAACGACUGUAUACGAUCGAAACUUUGAAAUCCAUCUGACUGACUACGGUAUUUUUUUGCCCAAUUCUAUAUACCCAGAUGGGACCAACGUCUGUGAACCAGAGAAUAUUGCCGAAAUUCAAAGACGUCUACGAGCUCCUCGUCCAUCCCCUGUAUUGUCCGAAGAUUCUCUGCGCCAAAAAUAUAAAGAAUUCCAGCAACUCAACGACAGGACUCCCGACGAGCAGCUCGUGAUCAAGAAAAUCCUUCCGAUUCUUGACGGUCCGCAACAAGCGUCUUUUCAUGAUGGUGGCAAUCACCCAUUCACGAAUCUGGCGUCGCUCACGAACGGCACCCUCGCCAAUGCCAAGCCUGAUAUUUAUUACGGCGCGCCGCCUCAUCAGCUGCAUCCUCGUGUCCGGGAACAGCUCAGUGACCAGAUUAUCCCCACCCGGCAGGGCAACCGCCCUAUCACGCCUAAUUUCUUCGUCGAGACAAAAGGCCACGAUGGCUCGGACACCGUGCUGAAACGUCAGGCCUUAUAUGAUAGCGCUCUGGGUGCCCGAGCGAUGCAUUCCCUCCAGCAAUAUGGACAUGCACAGGGGUGUAGCAGCAGCAGCAGCAGCAAUCGACCGCGGGUUGACGAUGGCUCCGAUCCUGCUCCUGCUCCUGCUCCUGCUCCUGCUCCCGCCCAUGAUUCUCCCUACGACGACCACGCCUACGCGAUGUCGUCGACCUUCAAAAACGGAAUUCUGGGCAUCUACGCGACACAUCCGACGCGGACUCCGAGCAAUAUCGACUCCGGCGCAAACCAUCAGACGGAUUACGUGAUGACCCAGGUCGGGCAUUACUCCUUGAUCGGGAGUCCGGAAUCCUACCAACAGGGUGUGAACGCGUAUCGCAAUAGCAGGGACCUGGCAAAAGAAUAUCGGGACGAGUUUAUCAGGCAGGCAAAUGAGCGACAUGAAGCUGGUCGUUAG
Molecule: messenger RNA, 1008 nt
Organism: Aspergillus affinis
Lineage: Eukaryota; Fungi; Ascomycota; Eurotiomycetes; Eurotiales; Aspergillaceae
Exons: 1
Coding region: 1-1008 (335 amino acids)
Source: RefSeq, a predicted model, not a curated record